UGUGGCGGCGGCGGCGGCGGCGGCGGCUGCUGGGGCUUGGCUCUGGUGGUGAAUGGAGUGAUAGAGGCGGCAGGAAGGAGAAGGAGGCCGGAGGAGGCGGAGCUCGCCUCUUUUUGCGCGCAGUCAGGCUUUCGUUGCCGGCAGUGGUGGAGGAAGACGACCUCGGAGGCCCGCCGGGCUUCGGUCGGGGUCGGGAGGGUCAACGACUGGCGGGGGGGGAGGCUGGAGGAAGAAGAUGCUGCUCUUCAUGGAGGGGAUGGUACUAAAACUACUCCUUGAUGCUAGAGAGACUCCAGAAGGCUAGACUCUGGAAAUUCAACUUCCUUAUUCUCUGGCUUGUGCUUCUCUGUGGCAAGAUGCAGGUAACCUCGAAAGGUGCCAGCUUAAAUCCUAAUGCAAAGGUAUGGCAAGAAGGCAUGCAGGGAAACCCAGAAGCUGCAGCAGUAACUAAUGGCACUGAGCAAUCAUGGCAAGAGGCAGCAGCUGUGCAGGGUAAUUGUACAGAAGGCAAUACUGAGGCUGCAGAGGAUUGUACUAAACAAUAUGAAGCAAUGUAUUCAUCUUGUGAAUUGUCAAGAAACAGUUCAUGUGCUGAGGAAUCAGCUGCUAAUGGUCUGGUCUUAGCACAUGAGGAACUUGGAUAUCCACUCUAUGAUGUUUCGGGUGAAGGCAACCCUGUCAUUUCUACAGAAGAUUUAAAAGAAUGCUUGAAGAAACAAUUAGAGUUCUGUUUCUCACGUGAGAAUCUAUCCAAGGAUCUUUACUUGAUGUCUCAGAUGGACAGUGAUCAAUUUAUUCCAAUAUGGACUAUUGCCAAUAUGGAAGGAAUUAAGAAACUGACAACCAAUAUGGAUCUUAUUGUGGAAGUACUAAGAGCUUCUCCUAUAGUCCAAGUGGAUGAGCAAGGAGAGAAAGUUAGACCAAAUCAUAAGCGUUGCAUUAUUAUCCUUCGUGAGAUCCCUGAAACCACACCAGUAGAGGAGGUAAAAGCACUGUUUAAGAAUGAAAGCUGCCCCAAAGUUAUAAGUUGUGAAUUUGCUCACAAUAACAACUGGUACAUUACAUUCCAGUCAGAUACUGACGCGCAGCAGGCUUUUAAAUAUUUACGGGAAGAAGUAAAAACCUUUCAGGGCAAGCCAAUAAUGGCCAGGAUAAAAGCCAUCAACACAUUUUUUGCAAAGAAUGGUUACCGGGGAGUGGAUUCCAGCGUUUAUGUUCAACCUGUUCAAACACAAGCACAGUUUGCCUCACCACUGUUCAUGCAGCCUAUAUACAGUCCUCAACAGUACUCCAUCUAUAGUAUUGUGCCUCAGACAUGGUCUCCAAACCCUGCACCUUAUUUUGAAACACCAUUGGCUCCGUUUCCGAAUGGUGGAUUUCUGAAUGGCUUCAGUUCACCAGGUUCAUACAAGACAAAUACUGCAGCAUUGAGUAUAGGUCGCCCAUUCCAUAGAAAUCGUGUGAAGGCUCAUUUCCGGUUGUCAAAUAGUUCAGAACGCUCAUCAGAAGGACCCGCCACACUCAGUGCUGUUUCACUAGGUGAUGGACACUUGCAUAGAACCACUUUACGAAAUUUUCAGCCAGAGCGACAAGCAAGUACACUAUCAGGACAUCAAGAGCCCAGCUACACACAGAAGGAGUCUCAAAUUACUCAUGUAGAACAAAAUGGUGAUUAUGGCAUGGGAAGAGGCAGAAGAAACAUUUUCAGAGGUCGGAGGAGACGGGAUGAUGAAAGGCUAUCACGCCCUCAGGCUUCAGUUGAAACCAAGACUUUGACGCCAAAGUUUGACUUGCUAGCCUCAAACUUCCCUCCGUUGCCGGGCAGCAUGAUUAAAACACAAGGAGAUCCUGUUCUGGAGAAUAGGAUGUCAGAUAUAGUUAAAGGAAUAAGCAAAGAAAAGGAAAACAAAGAUUUGACAGUUAGUUGUCUAACAUCCACUCAGGAAGAGCAGGGCCAAAGUGUUGUUCAGUCUGUCACGAAUGCCAGUUCUCCCUAUGGGAUUGAUCUUCCUGGAUUAAGUGCCACUCAGCAAGAGAAGAAACUAGAAGAGGUUCAUGUGCACAAGGAGGCUGCAAGUCAGACUUCUCCACCUUCAUCUGUAUGCCCCCCCAGUACUGUAAAAUCACCAAGGACAAAUACCACUUCAUCCACAACCAAUGCAAACACAAUGCCUGUUGUAAUGAUACAGGAACCCCGGAAGCUCAGUUAUGCUGAGGUCUGUCAGAAACCUCCAAAAGAAGUACCGUCUCUUCCUGCUCAGCCACUUAGGGAGCUGCGCUCUAAUGUAACCUCUCCUGCCAAAACAGAAGAAAAUGGCACCCAUGAGAAGGCUGGAGAGAAGGCACAUGAAAAGUCUGAAGGACGGAUGAAUGACUUGGCUGUUUUCAGAGGCAAUGGGCCUCCCAAAGGAGCUGCAGGAAAAAUCAGGGAACAGAGGCGCCAGUGUGGACGUAGGUCUUCUCCUCAGGGAGCGCCUCGGCGAGUUGGCAAGGAACAGUAUAUGCCACCGCGAUCACCAAAGGAAAAUUGAUCAAACUUUUUAUUUAAUCAGAACUGUGAACUAAAGAGCAGUAGAGGAGAAACUGGCCAGCUCAAGAGAAAUAUAAAUAUAGGGAAAGUGGACAAUAAAUUCAAGAGCACAGGGUUUGCAAUGUGAGAGAGCUUAAAGGGAUCCCAAUAUUCAUCUCGAAGUGAUACAAAAUGCUGGAGAAAUAGAAUCAAUAUAAAUAUGAUAAAGAUUAUAAUUUUUGUAACUUUCUGUUUUUAAUUUCCUGUUUGAAUUAGAUUUUUGCAUUAAGAACUAGCUUAUUAAAGAUGAGGAACAAAUACACAUAUUAGCAUGUUUCUUACUUGAAGAGGGGGCAAAUAUUUUUUUUGGAAAAAACUGUAAAAGUUAUAAAUUACUUCUAAAAAUCUAUUUAAGGUAUGGCUUGUAAGAUGACAUGUAUGCCAUUAAUGGCCUUGCAUUACAAUUUAGCCCCAAAACUAACAUGCUUGGUCAGUAUGAAUGAGUGUAGCCAUAUUACCUGUUAUGUCAUGAUUUUGUCACUGAUAAUAAUUGAUUGUACUACUGUAGAAUUUUGUGUUUUGGAAAUAAUAGUCUUUGACUUAACUAAUUUUGGUCAGCUUAUAAAACUAUGAUUUUAUUCUGGAGUAUGCAAACAGCAAGAUUAGUAAACAAGAAAUAGUGGGCAAGAUUUUAAUUUGUUCCAGUAUUUUUUCUAAUUAGGGAUAGCAUUGUUUUAUUUUUUCCUCUGCUUCAAUAUUUUUUCUUAUCCUUUAUUACAGAAUUAAGCACAUCUAGCUGGAAUGUAGUUAUUCUGACACUAAUGCAGAACUAAAAAUAGGGAAUGUGAAAUUGCAUAAUAAACAUUACAUUGGUGCAUUGAAUUGAGAUUUUCAGCUCUUUAAUAUUCUCAAUUCUCUGGAACAGGGGUGUCAAACUGUCGGCUUGCGGGUCGGAUGCGCAGGCCACACCCACCCCGGCUCCGCAAAAGCAAAAAACCAUCACAAUACGUCAUGUGAUGCGAUCCAGUUUGACACCCGUACUCUAGAAAGAGGCAAGACAAGUUUGGGGGUCUGACUUCACUUUAACAAAUAGAGGGGCCUCGCUGGGGCCAUUCUUUGAUAUACUGAAAACACUUUUUCUACUUGGAGGAAUUUCAAACUAUACCAGAAAUCAGGUUUUAUUUAAUGGAGAGACUAAAAACAAGGAUUCAUAAGUUUCCUUGUUUGAUGGAGCUGAUAAGUGAAAAUUAACUUACUUUGGAGAAUAUUGGCAAGAAUAUUAGGAUAGAUUUAUGUUAAUUAGAAUAACCUUGUGCAACAAGCAGUGUGGUUUACAAGCUGAUAAUUAUAGAACUUAAGAAAAGAACUAGGACAAUUACAACAGGCUAAUCUUGCAAAAUCAGCAUGCUAGAGUUCAAAGUUCUGUAUUAAAGUAUUAGGGGAAAGUAUAUUGGAUUCUUUAGUUGGUAGCAAAAUAUACAAAUUUAAAGACAUUAGUUGUAAACACUGGAAAACUCAGUUGUGAGAUACCACCAUGCAUUUUUAGAUUGUGUAUGUUAGUGAUAAUUUUAAAAUGUCAGUGGCAGAUAAAUAAUUAACUGUGAAAAUGGUAAUCUUCUGAUUUGUCUUAGCCAGAAAAGUUUCAGCAGUUUCUUAUUCUGUAGGCAUUCUCUAUCAAUGGCUUUGAGAACACGCAUAUCAUUCAUAUAUAUAUAUAUAUAUAUAUAUAUAUAUAUAUAUAUAUAUAUAUAUUCAGAUUUGUCAUUUCUCUAACUUAUUCAGCUUGGCAAUCACUUUUUUUAUUAGAUUGAGAAAUAUAAAUGUACUUAGGCAGUUGAUAUUCUUUUUCUGUGCAUGUUAUUAAUCAUUUCUCAUUUUGAAGUAACUGCUGGCCUUGGCAGUUUUUACAUUAAAGCAAAUAAUUGAUCACGUCUCUUAAGUACAAACCCACUUUGGUUUACUCAUAAUGCUAUUUUUGCUGGAUAUGACACAAAAGGUGAAGUACUUAAAAUGUUAGGAAUUCUGAAAAAUGUAUAAAUACUUCAUUUUAAAAGACCCAUAAUUCUGAUUAUUGCACUUGAAAUGGAAAAAAGGUUGAACUGCUAUACUGUGGUUAUUUUUAGGAUAGAUAAAGCACUGUGUCAUUGCAAACUAAAGAUGGAUUUGAAUUAACAGUUGCUAGGAAUUAUUUAAAAAUGCUUCCUCUUCAAGAAGAAUGCAAUUCUGUGGGAAGAUGCUACUUUAAAAGUUACUUGGCAAUGCAAGGAUGUGAAAUCUAACUCUGUUUGGAAUGGAAUCUAGUAUUCAAAGACAGAUCAACAAAAUGUAACUCUUUUCGUUACUGGAUAUUGAAGCAAAUAUAGCUCACAGACAUUUUCUUGUGAGGGAAAAAAUUGAUUGAGGGAAAGGAUGUGUUGUACAUCCUGAAGCUUAUAUCUGUGCAUGUGUGCUUUCCCCACACAAGUGGCUCUUGUGCAAUGUAUGUGUAAAGUGUGUAAAAGCAGCUUUUCCAAUGUCAGAUUAAUACCUUGGAGGGAUUUCUAAAACUGAAGUGUUUGAUAAGCGUUUCCUCAGUUAACAUCUACUCCAUUCUCAUCCAAUAUCCCUUUGUAUUUUGUUACAAUAAAUACCUAAAUCUGUAAAGUUAGAUAGAAUGAUGAAGUAAAAAAAAAAAAAAAGAAGAACCAUAUGCUAUGUGCUGUUAACUUGCAAUUACAUUUGAGUGACAAAGGUAUCUGGGCUAAUCAUUAUUCUUCAUUCUCAAAAAGUGUAUUGGAUUUUCAUCAGUCUUCCCAUAUUACUUUAGAAAUGAGACACAAUAGGUUUUUAGAUUCAAUGUCAGGGCAAUUUUACUAUCUUGCUGUAAGGAUGUGCAAUAUUGGUAGUGUUUGUUUUCUGCAUAGCUGUGCAUUAAAUGUAAAUGAGCAAAUCAUCGUUAAAACUGAGUUGAUAUAUUGACCAACUUGUAAAUCAUUAUCUUCUGUCUCAGCAAUGGUUGAAUGUAAAUGACAUUGCCGGUAUGAUUUAUGUUGGUAAAUGUAAUAAAAAGAGCAUUUUCAUUGUAAAUAUUGGAGCAACAGAGAUGUAGCUGAUAUUUCAUUUCAUAGAGCAUCAAUGCCAAAACUAUAAACUAAGAGAACAGUUGUAUUUCCCUUUUAAUAAGUCAUAAUUGGACGUACAUGCCUUUUACCCUUAAACUUUUGAUGAAAUAUAAUAAUAUGCAAGAUGAUAAAGAUCACAAUGACCUUUGUUUCCUGAACUUAUGAAAGGAGAUCUUCAUUAGCAGGAAAUUUUGAGUUUUUACACAUUCUUUAGUUUUAGUCAAUAAUUCUGAGCCAAGGUAUUGUACUUCUCUAAAAGGGAAAAGAAGAUUCUCUAUGUGUGAAAUUUGUAUUUCUAUUUGUUAUCUCUUCUUUUUUUUUCCAAAAUAGCUUGGGAAGUUGUGAUGCUCUUUUAACAGAUUAAAAUUGAAAUCUUAUUGACCUGAAGAUAUGGGAAAAUCAGUAGCAAUUAAGUGACUUAAGCAAUGCUUUACUAUAAUUUAAAUAGCUAUGGCCUUAUUACUUCGUCAGUAUCAGCUAAAUGUCUGAAUAUAUCCACUAUUUUUAUUGUCAUUGAGUGAACAUUCACUUCGGUAAAAAUUCCUGCUACAUGUGUACAGAUUAUUUUAAAUUUAUAAAAUGCAACAUUGUAUACUGAUAAAAUGCAACAGAAAUGCACUUCGGGGUGGGGAUUGCUUAAACUUUUGUAAACUAUUGAUUACAAGAAAUAUGCAAUAGGUUUUUCUUUUAACUUUUGAUAUUUUCUUCUGAAACAUAAGAUCACCAUCAGUUGUAAUGAUCUAUCAUGCUCUUGUGUGUAUGUGAGAGAUAAUCUAUUAUAUAGUGUUGGCUUUCUUUAGGAUGGUACCUCUGAUUCCCCCCUCCCCCGGAUAUUUUUUUUUUUGUUGUUGUUGUUCUUUGGAUGAAGGUUAUUUGCAUCUUCAGCCCUGGACUCUUGAAGAGAUGGGAAUGAGUGUAUUAAUGUAGACUUAAGAUUUAGUAUAGGAAUUAAUCAGCCUCUGAACUAACCUGUUAACAACUUCAACACUUUUAUUUAAUGACUUUUUUUAAAAAAAAUCAGUUAUGGAUAAAAUUUCCCUCAAAGAAAUUUCAAAUAUAAGUGUUGGUGUGCAAGUGGCUUCUGUUUUAAUAAAACAAACUAAUUAGCUAUAUCGUUCCCCCCAAAAUUUUGACUUCUGUGACACAUCUAGUCUCACUUAUCAGAGUGAUAGCUUCAUAUAUAUCUCAAUUAUUUGGCUUAUCUAUUAUCAGUUUGGUUUAUUCCUGUUGUCAAAGCUGUCUAAUCCAAGAAAUUGUGUAAAGUAGGUUCAUGCUUAAUUGUUAAGAUUAUACAUGUAUUUGUAUUUGUUUUUGACAUUGCCAAGGUGCUAUGGGAAAUUGAAAUAACAGUUAGAAGGAAAUAAUAAAAGCCACCUUAAAAAAAA
This is a messenger RNA of Crotalus tigris (Tiger rattlesnake), 6995 nucleotides long. RefSeq names its product La ribonucleoprotein 4 (gene LARP4). Lineage: Eukaryota; Metazoa; Chordata; Lepidosauria; Squamata; Viperidae. Gene Ontology annotation, molecular function: mRNA 3'-UTR binding. The record is from RefSeq and is a predicted model, not a curated record. The transcript has 17 exons. Gene Ontology annotation, biological process: positive regulation of translation. Bases 279 to 2531 code for a protein of 750 amino acids. Gene Ontology annotation, cellular component: cytosol; cytoplasmic stress granule.